UAGAGGCGCCUGGCCAUUUGGUCAUUGUUGAAAAAUGUUUCAGCAAGUUUCUGUGAAACGUUGGUGCUCUGUUAUUUGUAUUCUGACUUCCGUCGGGUGUAUUGUGAGGUUUCACCUGGCCUAUUGGUGAUUCUAUUUUUGAGAUUCGAUUUUCUUAGUUGUUUAUGCAAGUGGUGAAUUAUUUUAGUCGCAUUUAAUUCAAAUGAUAGUACUUUUUUAACGAGUGUUCUGCUAGAUUGUGUUAUCUUUAUUGGCAAUUUUUCUCUGGAAGCUGAGAAAUUCAGUCCUUCGAACGAGAUAUUGGCCAAGCAUACAGUAAUCGCAAUGUUCGAGCAUAGAACGAUUCCAGGACUAGCCGAAGAUAGACGUUUGGUGUUCUACAAAUCUGUGCCAACGUUACAAGAUUUUGCAUCCAGCACCGUAGCUUUGAGUAUAUGGUUCAAUUAUGUGGAGUGGAGUCGAACUAGAAACGUCAUUGUUGCGUUUAAUGACAAUUUGGCUGCGGCACUCGGUAUCGAUAGCAAUUACCCUGAAGAAAUAGCUCAAUUCGUAGAACGGUUGCAAACGCCUAAACGUAUCGAAGCAAUGAUCAAGGCUUCAGUGUACCAGGUGGGCCAGAAUAUGACCGAGUGUAUCAGCUAUUACGAUGAUGCAUUCGGAUUGCCGGUGACAUUAUACGGUAUCGAGUAUUUCGAUAUAAAUUGGUUCGUAUGGUAUCGAAAUGGACAAAUUGAUUAUAGAAAAACUGCCUCCAGAGUGUUGUUAUCCGAGGAAAGAGAAAUUUCGGACGAGGCGGAGGAGCCUGAGGAGAGAAAAUUCUUGAUAUUGUGUAAAUAUUGUAUGGAAGAAGAGAUACGAACCAUUCCGCUGACUGCGAGUCUCCUCGAAUCCCGAUCCUUCCGUUUUGCAAAUUUUGAGCAUAAUUUUUUGACAUAUUACUGGGUUUGCUUUUUGAAAAACGAAUUGCACCAAAUCCCUUUGGGUAACUUCACCUCGAUCAACGUCGUAAUGGCCAAAAGGUGUACGUACGAGGAAAGAUACGCUUUCCAGUAUUUUUGGAAUCGAUUAGGUGACGCAGAUCGCUUAUUAGUUAUCGGCGAUGGUUUCGAAUCGCGAUUUCAAUGUGGUGUUAUCUCAACCAUGUCUGUCGAGCAGCAAGGUCUAAUGUUUUAUCGAAUGCCGCCCGGUGAAUCAGUGGUGAAUUUCUUCAACCAUUUGGAUAUCUUGGGUGUGGCAUUUUCGACUUGGAUGCUGGUGAAAGACCGUAUUACGAUGGAACAAUUCUCUCGUUUAGUAGUCACGUUAUUCUCGCGUUGGAUCUAUGAAUUUGCUGGUCAAAGUUUGGGAAACGGCCUCUGA
Molecule: messenger RNA, 1359 nt
Organism: Planococcus citri (citrus mealybug)
Lineage: Eukaryota; Metazoa; Arthropoda; Insecta; Hemiptera; Pseudococcidae
Exons: 2
Coding region: 325-1359 (344 amino acids)
Source: RefSeq, a predicted model, not a curated record